This is a messenger RNA of Dibothriocephalus latus, 531 nucleotides long. NCBI's taxonomy places the organism in Eukaryota, Metazoa, Platyhelminthes, Cestoda, Diphyllobothriidea, Diphyllobothriidae. The record is from the annotation of a GenBank genome assembly.
AUGAAGGAGAACGUGUCAUUGGAAACCGCAUCUACCCAACCCAACUGUAUUCGUAACUCCUGUGCGGUCUCCACGUCCAUCUUUAUUUUCAGCUUUCUUCUUAAUUCUCUCUCCCUAAUAACUUUUAUUUUCUCAUGGAUGAAAUGGCGCAAAGCUCGAAUGUACAGACUUUCCACCCCCACUACCUUCGUCUCACCAUCUACUCAGGAAUACGUUCGCCAAGCAGAAAAUACACCGCAAUCAAAAAAACUGCGCUCGCCAAAAAGUUCGGAAAUAGUUUGUGUUCAUGUUAAUGAUGGCACCCUGGAGGUUCAAGCAAUUCUUCCAGAUGAAUUCGACCCUCCAACGAGUUCUCAUUCGGACGUGGUCUUAAGUGAAAUUGAACAUUUAAAUGAGGUUCAGCCGAGGGAUCCGGAUAACUGUGAUAUUCAUGCCACGCUUGCCAACUUUCAAGCCAGACAAAAACCAAAAAUAAUUAUCGAAAAUCAACUGAACAAUGAUGUGUUCUUACAGAUAACUCCAUUUGCCUAA